Molecule: messenger RNA, 2769 nt
Organism: Pantherophis guttatus
Lineage: Eukaryota; Metazoa; Chordata; Lepidosauria; Squamata; Colubridae
Gene: PFN2
Product: profilin 2
Biological process (GO): positive regulation of actin filament bundle assembly; regulation of actin filament polymerization; actin cytoskeleton organization
Cellular component (GO): cytoplasm
Molecular function (GO): actin binding
Source: RefSeq, a predicted model, not a curated record
CCGCACUCUUUCCCCCCCCCCCUUUUCCCCGGCCGUCUCCCCCUCCUGCGCUUCCUCCUGACGCCGUUCUUUGCUGCGGGGCCGGUUGGGCGCUGCCUGGUGGCCUCGGCUCCGGCUGUCUGUGGGGAACGGCCAUUAAAAAGCGAGCGGGCGGGCGGCCAUCGCGGCAGUCGCCAGCCUCAGGUGGACCCACCCCCUCGGUCCCCUCCCCCGCUCCCUGCCUCGCCGCCUCCCCGCCGCCGCGCAGAGAAGCUGUCCGCUGCGGGGCUGCUCGCUCCGGCUGCCGCCUCCGUCCCCCCUUCUCGCCCGCCUGCCCGCCUCUGCCGCCGAGCCCCGGCUUCCGCCCCCCGCCCCCCCACCCACCGAAGAUGGCAGGCUGGCAGAGCUACGUGGAUAACCUGAUGUGCGAUGGCUGCUGCCAGGAGGCCGCCAUUGUCGGCUACUGUGACGCCAAGUACGUCUGGGCAGCGACGGCCGGGGGCAUCUUUCACAGCAUUACGGUAAGGGGAAACCCGCGGCGCCCGAGAAGAAAGGAAGGAGCCAUCCCGGAGGGGCGGGGGCCUAUAGAAAUAGAUAUGAUUGUAGGAAAAGACCGCGAAGGUUUUUUUACCAACGGUCUGACUCUUGGUGCAAAGAAGUGUUCUGUGAUCCGAGAUAGCCUCUAUGUGGAUGGUGACUGUACAAUGGACAUCAGGACAAAGAGCCAAGGUGGCGAACCAACAUAUAAUGUUGCUGUAGGCAGAGCUGGACGAGUCUUGGUCUUCGUAAUGGGCAAAGAAGGGGUCCAUGGAGGCGGAUUGAAUAAGAAGGCAUACUCAAUGGCAAAAUACUUGAGAGACUCUGGGUUCUAGUUGCUAGGCAGACUGUUAAGUAUUAGGGAAAAUUGCUAUUAAACUUUCCUGACAGUAAUCUACAUUGUGGAAACUUUAUUAGCAAUGCAGGGUGAUGGGGAAUGAACCUGUGUCUCCUUUGUAUCCCUCUAUUGGUGGGGAAAGGUGUUAUUCUUUCUUUAUUUCUGUUCAUCCUUGUUUCCUUGUGUACUCCAGCAUUGGUUAUGGUUAUGGGAAAGAGAAACUGUCCAAAGAGGGACACUCAAUAAGAAAGCUAAUGAACUGGCUUUACACCUGCAGAGGUUUGUUAUCUAAACAACCUCUCCCCAUUCACAUAGCAACUCUCAUCACAAUCCUCUUGUGUUAACCGUACUACCAGCCUAAAGAUGGCAAUUUAUUUACACAUCUUUUCCCUGAUGUCAUGGCUUCAGUUACUCUUUUCGUUGGUAUGUUAAUCAUUGUUGUAUCCACAUUCUGUAUCUGGCACCAUCUAUUGCAAACAGAUGAUAUGCAUGAUACAUUGAAACCUUGGGAAGAAAAUCAUGCUAAGUCCAGACUUUGCUUUGUCUUAGCGAUUAAUGUGACACUGAGAACUAAACCAAUUUAAAUGAAGUGAAAUAAAGGUGCCGAUUGUACAAUCAAGAUUGAUCAAUGCCUCUUCAGCACUUUGAGCAUUUACACAGCUCAUUAGUCUUCCUUUGUAGAGCAUGGUUGGGAGGGGUAAAGUGCAUGCAUAUCUCUACUUUCUUCCCCUUGUCCUCAUCCACUUUUUUGUUUCUUUGCUUCCAUCUUCUAUCUAUAAAUACAUUUUUUAAAAUACAGUGCCUGGUUUGUUUAACCAAUUUGCUGCUUGAAAGCUGUUAAAAUUGUUGCUCUAGUUUUGUUGUUGCUCUUCUGUGUAGACUUGCAAAACUCUCCAUGAUGUCUGAAGCACAUCCUGCUUUAAAAGGGUAACUGCAAAACUAUGAAAAGGUGCCGAUGCACUUCUCCCAUCACCAAACCACCAUCACCAUCUUGAAUGAAUCCCCAGGGACAUUCCAUCACCACAAUAGCUCAGGCACGUAACUUUCUUUGCCAGCUCCUGUUCUGUAGUUGAACUGUAAAAAGGCUGCCAUCAUGGACUUUAGAUAUCCCAGUGUAACCAUCUGGAGUGUGUCCAGUUCCAUUUUUUUUUUCAUAGGACCAAUUUUGAUUUGCAGCUUGGGUUUUAUAUGAUACUGCAGUGUCACUGUCAGCAAACUGCCACCUUUGGUUAUACAGGUAGCACCUUGACUGACAUCAGUCUGUUGGAACGUUGAAAGGAUAUUAAGACUUGCUACUUUGAUACCAGUGUAUGUUUUGAAGGUUGGUAGUUUUAAAGUAAAAGUUCAAAUAAUACCAUUUCAAAUCUAAUUUUCAUUUGGCCUGUCAUGCCCUAGCUGCAGAAAUUGUGAAGUAAAUUGCCUUGUGCAUUAGUCAUCUGAAACGUGUAACCAAAUUGUCAGUUUGAGCACGGUACUAACAUGUAUGUCCAUUUAAAAGAGAACUGCAGAACUCUGUAUACCGAAAAUGAAAGAUGGUCUUGGUUGGAAUAACUGAGUUGGCUGUCUUGUGAUAAAUUUUUAAUAUGUAUUCUGUGCCAUACUAAUGUUUAAAAAAAUGAUCUUUUGCUAUUGUGAGAUGGAUUUUAACUAAAAGAAUGGCUUCUGAAUGGCACUACUUUAGGGACACUCUAGUAUUUGCUUCUAUUGUUUGAGCCUUGUGGAUAAUGUACAGACUUAAACAAAUUCUUGUUGCUGAUUUGUUCAUUUAUUUCCCUGCACUUUGUUACAUCUGGGAUACAGUCUAACUCAUCUGAUUUAAUAUGCAUUUCAAAAAAUGCCAUAACUAUUAAACACCUUGUUUACAGACAGAUGAAAUAAAUUUAUUCCAACCAAAUAAAUUAUGAAUUAGUGUGUUA